This is a messenger RNA of Orycteropus afer afer, 1839 nucleotides long. RefSeq names its product nephronectin (gene NPNT). The transcript has 14 exons. The record is from RefSeq and is a predicted model, not a curated record. Gene Ontology annotation, molecular function: calcium ion binding. Lineage: Eukaryota; Metazoa; Chordata; Mammalia; Tubulidentata; Orycteropodidae. Gene Ontology annotation, cellular component: membrane. The coding region runs from base 1 to 1839 and encodes 612 amino acids.
AUGGAUUUCCUUCUGGCGCUGGUGCUUGCGUCCUCUCUCUACCUGCAGGCGGCUGCGGAGUUCGAUGGGAGGUGGCCCAGGCAAAUAGUGUCAUCCGUUGGCCUGUGCCGUUAUGGAAGAAGGAUUGAUUGCUGCUGGGGCUGGGCUCGCCGGUCCUGGGGACAGUGUCAGCCUUUCUACGUCUUAAGGCAGAGAAUAGCCAGGAUAAGGUGCCAGCUCAAAGCUGUGUGUCAACCACAGUGCAAACAUGGUGAAUGUGUGGGACCAAACAAGUGCAAGUGUCGUCCUGGAUAUGCUGGAAAAACCUGCAAUCAAGAUGAACACUUCUACCCAACUCCUCUUGACCAAGGCAGUGAACAGCCUCUUUCCCAACCCUUGGAUCAUCCAGCUACAAGUUUACCUUCGAGGGAUCUAAAUGAAUGUGGCCUGAAGCCGCGGCCCUGUAAGCACAGGUGCAUGAACACUUAUGGCAGCUACAAGUGCUACUGCCUCAACGGAUAUAUGCUCAUGCCGGAUGGGUCCUGCUCAAGUGCCCUGACGUGCUCCAUGGCAAACUGUCAAUACGGCUGUGAUGUUGUAAAAGGACAGAUACGAUGCCAGUGCCCCUCUCCUGGACUACAGCUGGCUCCUGAUGGGAGGACUUGUGUCGAUAUUGAUGAAUGUGCUACUAGAAGAGCCUCCUGCCCUAGAUUCAGGCAGUGUGUCAACACUUUCGGGAGCUACAUCUGCAAGUGUCAUAAAGGCUUCGACCUCAUGUACAUUGGAGGAAAAUAUCAAUGUCAUGAUAUAGAUGAAUGCUCUCUUGGUCGAUAUCAGUGCAGCAGCUUUGCCCGAUGUUACAACGUACAUGGGUCCUACAAGUGUAAAUGUAAAGAUGGAUACCGAGGCGAUGGACUGAGUUGUGUGUAUAUUCCAAAAGUCAUGAUUGAACCUUCAGGUCCAAUUCAUGAACCAAAGGUAAAUGGUACUGUUCUAAAGGGUGAUGAAGGGCACAGUAAUUGGAUUCCUGAUGUUGGGAGUACAAGAUGGCCACUGAAGAUACCAUAUACUCCUCCUGUUAUAACCAGCAAGCCCACUUCUAAGCCAACAACAAGACCUGUACCAAAGCCAACACCACAACCUACCCUACCACUACCGCUACCACCAGCAACAGAGUUCAGAACAUCUCCACCACCAACAACAGAAAGGCCAACCACAAGACUGACAACUAUGACACCAGCUACCAGUACAUCUCCAAGAAGGAUAACAGUUGACAACAGGAUACAGACUGAUCCUCAGAAACCCAGAGGAGAUGUGUUCAUUCCACGGCAGCCUUCAAAUGACUUAUUUGAAAUAUUUGAAAUAGAAAGAGGAGUCAGUGCAGAUGAUGAAGCAAAGGAUGAUCCAGGUGUUCUGAUACACAGUUGUAAUUUUGACCAUGGACUUUGUGGCUGGAUCAGGGAAAAAGACAGUGACUUGCACUGGGAACCAAUCAGGGAUCCAGCAGGUGGACAAUAUCUGACAAUCUCAGCAGCCAAAGGCCCAGGGGGAAAAGCUGCUCGCUUGGUACUACCUCUUGGCCACCUCAUGCAUUCAGGGGACCUGUGCCUGUCAUUCAGGCAUAAGGUGACUGGGCUGCACUCUGGCACACUCCAGGUGUUUGUGAGAAAACACGGUGCUCAUGGAGCAGCCCUUUGGGGAAGAAAUGGUGGCCAUGGCUGGAGGCAAACCCAGAUCACCUUGCGUGGGGCUGACGUCAAGAGCGUCAUCUUCAAAGGUGAAAAAAGGCGUGGUCACACUGGGGAGAUUGGAUUGGAUGAUGUGAGCUUGAAAAAAGGCCACUGCUCUGAAGAACCCUAG